Messenger RNA from Conger conger (European conger), 2038 nucleotides. Its product is annotated as potassium voltage-gated channel subfamily A member 5-like. Gene Ontology annotation, molecular function: protein binding; delayed rectifier potassium channel activity. The transcript has a single exon. Gene Ontology annotation, biological process: protein homooligomerization; potassium ion transmembrane transport. The record is from RefSeq and is a predicted model, not a curated record. Lineage: Eukaryota; Metazoa; Chordata; Actinopteri; Anguilliformes; Congridae. Gene Ontology annotation, cellular component: membrane; voltage-gated potassium channel complex. Bases 1 to 1659 code for a protein of 552 amino acids.
AUGGAGAUAGCCCUGGUGAGUUUUGAAAACGGCGGGGCUAAAGGAAACGGGAGCAAUGUCGGCGAAGCCUGCUCAAACGCGCUGAACCUCACGCAGACGGGGCACGGAAUGGAGGCGAACGCCCUCGGUAGCCUUCAGACAGGCUCGUUGAAAAUAAACGACAUGAACAACACCUUCAGCAGCAGCGAGAACGCAAUGGACGCGCUGCUGCGGGCUGAUCACAGCCCGCAUCUCUUCGACGAGGACAUGCUGGACGUGGACAUGGAUAACGAGAACAACGAGAGGGUUUUGAUCAACAUCGCUGGCUUGAGGUUCGAGACUCAGCUGGGCACCCUGAACCAGUUUCCGGACACUUUGCUUGGAGAUCCUGACAAAAGGAUGAAGUACUUUGACCCGCUCCGAAACGAAUAUUUUUUUGACCGUAACAGACCUAGCUUCGACGGUAUUCUAUAUUUCUAUCAGUCCGGCGGGAAAAUACGGAGACCAGUCAAUGUGUCAAUUGACGUCUUCGCGGACGAGAUUCGGUUCUAUCAACUCGGAGAGGAAGCAAUGGAAAGAUUCAGAGAGGACGAGGGCUUCAUUAAGGAGGAGGAGAAACCUUUACCCCAGAAUGAAUUUCAGAAGCAGGUAUGGCUUAUUUUCGAGUACCCAGAGAGCUCGAGCCCCGCCAGAGGCAUCGCUAUCGUGUCUGUGCUGGUUAUUACCAUAUCCAUAAUCACCUUUUGCAUGGAAACGUUACCGGAAUUCCGUGAUGAGAGAGAGCUCCCAGCCGCCAGCCGGGCUGGCAACAGCACUCAGCACCGGUCGUCGCACAGCUUUUCAGACCCCUUCUUCAUCAUAGAGACCACUUGCGUGAUCUGGUUCACGUUUGAACUCAUUGUGAGGUUUUUCGCUUGCCCGAGCAAGUCCGAGUUCUCCAAAACCAUCAUGAACAUCAUCGACAUCAUGGCUAUAGUGCCUUACUUCAUCACGCUCGGCACGGAGCUGGCGGAGCAGCAGGGACAGGGGAACAACAAUGGUCAGCAGGCCAUGUCGCUGGCCAUUUUGAGGGUGAUUCGGUUAGUCCGAGUCUUCCGAAUAUUCAAGCUGUCCAGACACUCGAAGGGGCUGCAGAUUCUGGGGCAGACUCUCAAGGCCAGUAUGCGGGAGCUGGGACUCUUAAUCUUCUUUCUCUUCAUCGGGGUCAUCCUCUUCUCCAGCGCCGUGUUCUUCGCGGAGGCGGAUGAGCCCGAGUCCCAUUUCUCCAGCAUACCCGACGCCUUCUGGUGGGCCGUGGUAACCAUGACAACCGUCGGCUACGGCGACAUGAGACCGGUGACAGUUGGGGGCAAGAUCGUCGGCUCCCUGUGCGCUAUCGCCGGAGUGCUGACCAUCGCCUUGCCGGUGCCUGUCAUUGUGUCAAACUUCAAUUACUUUUACCACAGAGAGACCGACCAGGAUCAGUCCACGCUCAAAGAGGAACCCAACAGCGGCAGCGCGAGCCCCUGUGGCGAAAUGAAAAGGGUCGGGAGUGGGUCUUCUCUGAAACCCGCGGGGGACGGGGAGAACGAGUGUGUUGACACGCCAGUGGAGAAAACGAACAUUAAAGCGAACAGCAACAUGGACAUCAAAAGAUCCCUUUACGCUUUGUGCUUGGAUAUUAAGGAAACAGACCUAUAGUUUAAUCGUGUGCAUUUUGCGAGGUAGUGAGUCAGUCCUGCUAACAGAUAAUUACUGUCACCCGACCUAUUAAUAUACUCUAGAAUCUACCCAGAGUACAAUUCUUUCUUCCCUUUAGUUUUUAUCCAGAGGCUGGAGGCUCACACGUCACAGCACGUGGACAUUCAUAGCAAUGAUGUUAAGCACGAGAUACAAUUCAACGUUAGCAGUAGGCUACUUUAUUCUACUUACCAAAAACAAGUAUUCCUGAACAUAUGAAUACAAUUUACAAAUAGCCAACAUAGCCUAUUUUUUUAUAUGUAGGAGUCAUUUGACAGAAUGAUAAUGGGGUUAACAAGAAAAUCAUGGCUUCUGGGGGAGGAAAAGGCUCUGUCGCCAG